UUUCUCACGCCGUUGGUAUCGAUUUGUGGAUCUUAUACCUUCGGUACACCAUGAAUGCAAGUGCAGACAUGAUUAGUCCAAAAAAAAAACAACCUAUUGCGACACCAGUAAUCACUCCUACAUCGGUUUUAGUAGUAACUUGGGUAAUAACAUGG
Molecule: messenger RNA, 155 nt
Organism: Acaulospora morrowiae
Lineage: Eukaryota; Fungi; Glomeromycota; Glomeromycetes; Diversisporales; Acaulosporaceae
Source: the annotation of a GenBank genome assembly